AUGCAGGCCUCCUCGGGCAUGUUGACCAAGUUCGAGUCCAAGUCCUCGCGCGCGAAGGGCAUCGCGUUCCAUCCCAAGAGACCAUGGAUCCUCGUCGCCCUUCACUCCUCCACCAUUCAGCUCUGGGACUACCGCAUGGGAACCCUGAUCGAUCGAUUCGAAGAACACGAUGGCCCGGUUAGAGGAAUUGACUUCCACAAGACGCAACCCCUCUUCGUGUCGGGAGGCGACGACUACAAGAUCAAGGUCUGGUCCUACCAGACCCGCCGAUGCUUGUUCACCUUGAACGGGCAUCUCGACUACGUCCGUACCGUCUUCUUCCAUCACGAGCUUCCAUGGAUCCUGUCUGCUUCCGACGACCAGACCAUCAGGAUAUGGAACUGGCAAAAUCGCUCCCUGAGACACAACCACUACGCCAUGUGCGCCCAGUUUCAUCCCAAGGAAGAUCUCGUCGUCUCCGCCUCCCUCGACCAGUCAGUCCGCGUCUGGGACAUUUCCGGCUUGCGCAAGAAGCACUCGGCACCGACAUCGAUGACCUUCGAAGACCAGGUUGCGCGGGCGAACCAAAACCAGGCCGAUAUGUUUGGUAACACCGACGCUGUUGUCAAAUUCGUUUUGGAAGGCCAUGACCGCGGUGUCAACUGGGUUGCGUUCCAUCCGACCAUGCCUCUUAUUGUCUCAGCUGGCGAUGACCGACUCGUCAAGCUUUGGCGUAUGAGCGAAACCAAGGCCUGGGAGGUUGACACUUGCAGAGGGCACUUCCAGAACUCUUCUGGCUGCUUGUUUCACCCUCACCAGGACCUGAUCCUCUCUGUCGGUGAAGAUAAGACCAUCCGUGUCUGGGAUCUCAACAAGCGCACCGCCGUGCAAUCCUUUAAGCGCGAGAAUGACCGGUUCUGGGUCAUUGCCGCCCAUCCCGAAAUCAACCUGUUCGCUGCUGGUCAUGACAACGGUGUCAUGGUCUUUAAGCUGGAGAGAGAGAGACCGGCGUCUUCGGUGUACCAGAACAAUCUCUUCUACAUCACCAAGGAGAAGCACGUCAAGUCGUACGACUUCCAGAAGAGUAUUGAGAGCCCGACCCUCCUGUCGCUCAAGAAGCUUGGUAGCCCCUGGACCCCUCCGCGAACUCUUUCCUACAACCCUGCUGAGCGCUCCGUGCUUGUCACGUCCCCCUCCGACAGUGGAUCGUAUGAGUUGAUCAACCUUCCUCGUGAUGGAUCUGGCGCGAUUGAGCCCACUGAGUCGAAACGUGGCCAAGGAAACUCGGCCAUUUUCGUCGCCCGCAAUCGAUUUGCCGUUUUGAACACCUCGAGCCAGACCAUCGACAUCAAGGACCUGUCCAACAACACGACCCGGUCUUUCAAGCCUCCUGUCGGAACAAGCGACAUCUACUUCGGUGGUACUGGAAACCUCCUCAUCAUUACUCCGACAGCUGUCCACCUCUACGACAUCCAGCAGAAAAAGAGCGUCGCCGAGCUCGCGGUCAACGGUGUCAAGUACGUGGUAUGGUCCAACGAUGGUCUAUACGCGGCACUCCUGAGCAAGCACAAUGUCACUAUUGUGACAAAGACUCUUGAGCAGGUCAGCACUCUGCAUGAGACUAUUCGCAUCAAGAGCGCAACUUGGGAUGACGCUGGUGUCCUGCUGUACUCGACUCUCAACCACAUCAAGUACACGCUUCUCAACGGCGACAAUGGUAUCGUUCGUACCCUUGACCAGACUGUUUACUUGGUCCGUGUCAAGGGCCGCAACGUGUACUGCCUUGACCGAGCGGCGAAGCCCAAGGUUCUUCACGUAGACCCAACUGAGUACCGAUUCAAGCUUGCGCUCGUCAAGCGAAACUACGAGGAGAUGCUUCACAUCAUCCAGAACUCCAGUCUCGUCGGCCAAUCCAUCAUCUCUUACCUCCAGAAGAAGGGCUACCCCGAAAUUGCUCUGCAAUUCGUGCAAGAUCCCACGACUCGAUUUGAACUCGCCAUUGAGUGCGGAAACCUUGAUGUUGCCGUUGAGAUGGCCAAGGAGCUGGACCGCCCCAAGCUGUGGCAAAGACUGAGCGCGGAAGCCCUGGCCCAUGGCAACCACCAAGUUGUGGAGAUGGCCUAUCAGAAGCUGAAGCAGUUCGACAAGCUUUCCUUCUUGUACCUGUCUACUGGCGAUCACUCCAAGCUUGCUCGUAUGGCCAAGAUCGCCGAGCACCGCGGCGAUUUCACUGCACGAUUCCAGAAUGCGCUUUACCUCGGUGAGGUUGAGGACCGAAUCCAGAUGUUCAAGGAGAUUGACCUCUACCCGUUGGCAUACAUGACCGCCAAGUCUCACGGCCUGGAAGAGGAGUGCCAAGCUAUUCUCGAGGCUACUGGCCUCACUGAGGAGCAGCUGGAGACUCCCACGAUCGGAGAGGCUCUGACGCCGCCGAAGCCUGUUGUGCCCACAUACAAGGCCAACUGGCCUACAAAGGCGACUUCGCAAUCAGUCUUUGAGAAGGCUCUGCUUGGUCAGGUUGAAGGUCUGUCAUUGGAGGACGAGCCCGCAGCUGCCAACGGCUUCGACGAUGCCGCUGAAGACGAUGGUGCUGCCAAGAAGAACGGUACCCUCGUCGAUGCCGACGAUGAGGAGGAUGCCGCGGGCUGGGAUCUUGGCGACGAUGUCGUUCCCGAGAUUGAAGGCGAUUUCGUGAACGUUGACAGCGCAGAGGCUGGUGGCGCUGGCAGCAGUGAGGCCGACCUUUGGGCUCGCAACUCUCCUCUCGCCGUGGAUCACGUUGCAGGCGGCUCAUUCGAGUCAGCAAUGCAGCUGCUCAACAGACAAGUGGGAGCCGUCAACUUUGCGCCGCUGAAGCCUCGUUUCCUCGAGGUCUACCAGGCAUCAAAAACAUAUCUCCCGGCUUCCGCUAAUCUUCCUCCGUUGGUCAACUACGUGCGGCGCACGAUUGAAGAGACGGACCCUAGGAAGGUGCUGCCAAUUGUGCCCCGUGACCUCGAGUUCUUGGCCACCAACGACCUCCAACAGGGUUAUAACUCCAUGAAGACUAACAAGCUCGAGGACGGUCUCAAGGUCUUCAAGGGCAUCCUCCACGCCAUCCUCAUCAACGCCGUGUCCAGCGAAAGUGAGGUGGCCGAAGCAAAGAAGCUUAUCACAUCCGCCAGUGAGUAUGCUGUGGCCAUGGAGAUUGAGCUCAGUCGUCGCCAGCUUGGCACCACUGGCGAGCAGCUCAAGCGCGGCUUGGAGCUCUCUGCCUACUUCACCAUCCCCAAGAUCGAGGUUCCUCAUCGGCAGCUUGCCCUGCACAACGCGAUGCAGCUAGCGAUAAGGAACAAGAACUACGGAUCGGCUCUCAGCUUCGCCAACCGCAUCAUUGCCAACGGUGGCUCAAGCAAGCUGACUGAAAACGCCAAGAAGGCAAAGGCUCAGUGCGAACGCAACCCCUCAGAUGCGAUCGAGAUUGAGUUUGAUCAGUUUGCCGAGUUUGACAUCUGCGCGGCAAGCCACACACCUAUCUACAGCGGUACUUCAUACGAGGAGUGCGCCUUCGACGGUUCCAAGUACCACAGCAAGUACAAGGGCACCGUCUGCAAGGUCUGCGAGGUGUGCGAAGUUGGCAAGCACGGCAGUGGCCUGAAACUCUUCGCGUAA
This is a messenger RNA of Colletotrichum spaethianum, 3630 nucleotides long. RefSeq names its product putative coatomer subunit gamma. Gene Ontology annotation, biological process: retrograde vesicle-mediated transport, Golgi to endoplasmic reticulum; endoplasmic reticulum to Golgi vesicle-mediated transport; intra-Golgi vesicle-mediated transport. The transcript is spliced from 6 exons. Gene Ontology annotation, molecular function: structural molecule activity; protein binding. The record is from RefSeq and is a predicted model, not a curated record. Lineage: Eukaryota; Fungi; Ascomycota; Sordariomycetes; Glomerellales; Glomerellaceae. Gene Ontology annotation, cellular component: COPI vesicle coat. The coding region runs from base 1 to 3630 and encodes 1209 amino acids.